AUGCGGCGAGCGGCAGACCUCAUCGCACGUGCCAAACGUUUAGUGGUGUUCUCGGGCGCUGGCAUCUCUGCAGAAAGCGGUAUUGCUACCUUUCGUGAUCCAGAGAUGGGGCUGUGGACCUCCAAGAUCGGCCUCGCUUGGUUCGGUACGUUGUCUGACCGCCAGCUCUGUUGA
Messenger RNA from Acanthamoeba castellanii str. Neff, 174 nucleotides. RefSeq lists its product as uncharacterized. Bases 1 to 174 code for a protein of 57 amino acids. The transcript is spliced from 2 exons. NCBI's taxonomy places the organism in Eukaryota, Discosea, Longamoebia, Acanthamoebidae. Gene Ontology annotation, molecular function: NAD+ binding. The record is from RefSeq and is a predicted model, not a curated record.